CCGUGCCGGCCCCCGCAGGUUCUGAGCGCUGCGUGCGGAGCCCCGAGAGCCGCGUCCGGCCGGCAGCGGCCGCAGCGGGCGGGUGCUCCGCAGCCCGGCGAGAGUUAACGGCGGCACCGCCUCUCCAUUGGCGGCCCCGCGGCGGCAGCGGAGCCCCGCGCGUCCGCCGGCCCCGCGCUCCGCAGCCUCCAUGCGGCGGCGGCCGCCGGCAUGCCCGGCACGCCCAGCCUGCUGCCUCCUCUCCUCGCCCUGCUCUGCCUCGGGGCCGCCGACCCCAAGCCCGACCCCGACGGCGACCCCGACGAGCCGUGGUGCCCCUACAAGGUGGGCGGCGAUGGCGCGGCGGCGGCGGGGGCGCGGCUGUGCUUCCGCCCGCCGGCCCGCGGCUUCCAGUGCGCGGCCCGCGGCUGCCGCGCCCACCGCUCCGCGGGCGGCGCGCUGGUGGCCAACGUGCUGCGGAACGGCAGCGUGCUGCUGCAGUGGGGGCUGCGGCACUGGGGGCCGCCGCGCCCCGCCGCCGCCUCCCUGCGCGGCUUCGCGCUCAACUGCUCCUGGGACGGCACCUACACGCGAUUCCCCUGCGACAGCGUGGAGCUGGGAGCCGCCUGUCGCGAUUAUCUGCUGGCCGAGGCGCACGGCAGCGUGCGCUACCGCCUGUGCCUGCAGCCGCGCUUGGCCCCGCCGCGCCCCGCGCCGCCCGCGCAGUGCGUGGAGUUCCGCGUGGAGCCCGCGGCCAUGCGCGACAUCGUGGUGGCCAUGACGGCCGUGGGGGGAUCCAUCUGCGUGAUGCUGGUGUUCAUCUGCCUGCUCGUGGCGUACAUCACCGAGAACCUCAUGAGCCCCCGCGGAGGACGCGCGGCAGCCGCUGCGCGCCGCGCGUAGCGCGGGAGGUGGUGGUGAGGAUGAGGAUGAUGAUGGUGAUGGUGAUGAGGAUGCUGCGCCGCGGGCAGCUCCCGCAGCCGCCGUUCCAGCGCUCUCCGGCCAGGGAAGAGGUUCUCUCCGGACUGUUGUGGCAGCGUUGGGUUUGCCGUGCCCGGAUUUCCAGGAUGCGCGGUUCAAGCGGAGUUCGGAGCUCUCCUUGCUCCCGGGGGUGUUUCUCAGCCAGAGCCGUUCCUGGGGACUGGACUCGUGGCAUCUCAGCGGAUCAAAAACAGUGGCAGAGGCCCACAAGUGCCAGAAAUUGUCUGUUUGUAAGCGCAGGCGGCAGAUCCUACCCAGGCCUGUUUGAAAAGACUCUCCAGAACACCCUUGUUUUAAACCUAAAACCUCUUGGUCUUAGACCCGUGCUUGAUUUUUUUCCUGUGGGGUAAACUUGUUUAAAGUUAGGAGAACUGACUGGUGGAACGCAAACCCCACUGCUAAGCGUGCGUUUGAUCCAAAGCCCACUUAAUCUCAUGUUUUAGGUGGGUUUUGUAUCAUUUUGGGGGCCUAGACUGUCCAAAAACAACAGGGGUUUUCUGGUCGAGGGUUUUCUGGUCAGCUCCAGCGACCAUCAGCAUCCACCACCUGCUUUUCUCCCAUCAGAACUGUGUCACGGUUUCACAAAGAGCGAAGAUAAAGGGAUAAACUGAGUAAGAAAACUCCAUUUGGUUGAGCAAGCAGGAACCAACCCUUAAUUUUAAGUAAGAUAUAAGUGAGCACCUCCCUGGAAUCCCCUCCUUUAGCAAUGCAGCUGCACUAAGGUAGAAGCUUUUUGACCACAGGACUCACUGAUGUUGUAGCCGAGUGUUUUGAGCGUAGGAACACUCCCCGUGCACUCCUCACUUGAUGCUGUAGUAAAGUCAGGUUUUAGCCAUACUCUAGUACCGAUUCUAUUGUGCCUUAGUGCUGAGAAUUUGUCCCAUUUCUAUCUGUUCCUGUAGUCCUCGUAGUUCAGUGUAUCUCCCUUGUAUUCUUGUCUCUGGAAUUAGUGGUUGUUGGUUUGUCUGUUUUCUUUUUAAAAAAAAAAAAAAGAAAAACCAACUCGGGCUGAUCAUUACUUGAAAUUUAAUAUAUACAAAGUAGUUACCUUCAGAGAGGUGUUUAGUGGGGUAGUUUUUAGUAUGUGUUGUUUGUAUGUAGUUGACUGCCGUAACACAAAAAAAAUUAAUUUAUUAUCACUUAGGAACUGUGCACCUAAAGCAAAAAAAAUAAAGAAAAAAGUAGGGGAAAGGCUCUGCUGUAAAGGGAUUGUUGCUGUUAAAACACGUCAGGUUCAGUCGUGAUCUGUUUGUGUAGAUGUUUAGCACUGGUGAACGACCUGUCUGCUUUUCCUUGUGAAAGUCGUUUGUGAAGUUUAAACUUGUUGGUAGAGGGUAAAUAUAGGAAGUGUGUGGAAUCCUGAAUAAUACACAGUAUUUGUCCUGAUCGUAAUCCCUUCAAGGAGUGGCUGAGGAACUGAAGGUCUGCAUUUCAUGGGCAGAAACCCCUUUUUCUUUGUUAUUCCUGUUAUUCCAUUCUGCUGCUGACUCCAUUUGAGUGUUGUGUUUAUUUCCUUGCCCAUGUACUCAAUUGAAGCAACUCAUUGAUGCCAUAAAUCCUGGGUUUUUAUCCCCAAGGAGAUCAACUGCUGGAAGAAAAGGCGAUUUUUAACAACAUUAAGACUAAUUUUGGUCUUUUAAAGGUUUCAAGUCAGCCUUUGGUGUCACCAGUUCAGCACAGGACCAUUGGAGUGCCACUGAUUUUGUACUUCUCUGUCACCUUUUGUCAACCAAUGUCGCUGUUCUGUUCCUCAUCUUGAAUUGCCAGAUGUGAAAAUCAGCUGUAUAAACAACGAGCCUUGUACCACCUUGGCACUGAACUCAAUAAAUUAAGAGGAUAAUGAAAAGAAGUGAGAAAUUCAUAAAUAUUUAGAGGUUCAAGAUCUUGCUUGACUCGAAGUGGGUCUGCCCAAACUGGUCAUAAUAAUAUUCUAUUGCCUACUGUAAAAUUAUGACAGCAUUAAUGGGAAAAUAAGAGAUUUAUUCUCUGAAUGCUCAAUUUUAUUUACUAGAGGUUUGGACUACAGAUAACUGGGUAAUUCAGGUGGUAGCACUGAUGUAAGUCUGAGGAAAUGGAAAUUUAAUUUACAGUUUGGAAGGUGGCUGUCUUCAGUAAGACACCUCUGCAGGUAAUAAUGGAUACAGUGACCUGCUAAAGCAGCACCUAGGAGAUAAUAAAGAGGUGUUUUUGUAGUCAUUUCACAUUUUUAUUCAUCAGUCUCUGGGGAUUGCAUUGCAACAGCUUCCUGGGCAGAGGGUAGAAGAAGAAUAAAAAUCCUAAUAGAAGAAAAUCUGCAAUUUUCUAAAGGAUUCUUUUACUAUUUUUUUCCUUUUCCAUGCAUUAUAAAUGGGAUGUGGGAAACCAUAUCUGAGCUUCUCAUUAAUUUUCAGUGGAUUAAGCUUUAAUUGAACAUAUCUGGGUGUGUGGAAAAGAAAAUCAAGAGUAUUCCCUGUUUGAUUUUGUGUGACAUUAAGCGAAAUAUCUGUUGACCCAUUGCUAACUGGAUUUUUUCCUUCUGUCACUACAGAAAUUUCCUCUACCAUUAAUGCAGGCGUUUCUUGUGAUAAUGAAAGGGAAAAUUACAUGUACACAGACUUGGUACUAAUUCAGCUGCCACAAGCCUUAGUGAGAGUGCACAGUUAAAGCUUUCUCCAGUGUUUGCAGCAAUUCCCAAAACGUGUAGAGUGGCUUUGUGGAGUGAUAAUCCAUCCUGGCCUGUCCAGGCAGCAAUAAAGAAGUGGCAGAAUGCUGAUUUAUAACUGCCAAGAAGGUGCUUUGGGAAAAAGUAGAAAUAGCUCCUAAGGCAACUACACAUUCUCCAUGUUACUAUAUGAGUACCUGCUAUUAAA
This is a messenger RNA of Prinia subflava (tawny-flanked prinia), 3809 nucleotides long. RefSeq names its product fibronectin type III domain containing 10 (gene FNDC10). Lineage: Eukaryota; Metazoa; Chordata; Aves; Passeriformes; Cisticolidae. The record is from RefSeq and is a predicted model, not a curated record. Bases 211 to 882 code for a protein of 223 amino acids. The transcript has a single exon.